AUGAGGCUAAUAAGGUAUAAAUAUUUGGCUCUAAUUUGGCUCUACGCAAUUCAAAAACCGCUCCAAGAAAGUGUCAUGGCUUCCGAAAAAGUCUCCAGUAGUUGCGCACCUACAGAGACCGCUGAAGACUAUCACAAUGACACCUUCUAUGAUGAACCCAACACGUUGAUAUUCACGAUAUUCAGUCAACAUGCGGUCAUUGUGGAGUCGUGA
Molecule: messenger RNA, 213 nt
Organism: Necator americanus (New World hookworm)
Lineage: Eukaryota; Metazoa; Nematoda; Chromadorea; Rhabditida; Ancylostomatidae
Exons: 2
Coding region: 1-213 (70 amino acids)
Source: RefSeq, a predicted model, not a curated record